ACUUUCAAGUCGUCUGAAAUUAAAGAACUAUACGAAGAGCAGUAUAAAGGGGAGAAGUUGAUUAAGGUCGUCGGAGAUGUACCCGUUGUAAAAGAUAACGCUCAGAAACAUUUUGUCAAGAUUGGUGGAUUUGGUGUGGAUUCAACUGGAAAGAGAGUAGUUGUGAUUGCGACGAUAGACAAUUUGUUAAAGGGCGCUGCUACCCAGAAUAUCAAUCUUACCCUUGGAUAUGACGAAACCGCUGGAAUCCCUCUCGAAUAA
Paraglomus occultum is the source of this 261-nucleotide messenger RNA. The record is from the annotation of a GenBank genome assembly. NCBI's taxonomy places the organism in Eukaryota, Fungi, Glomeromycota, Glomeromycetes, Paraglomerales, Paraglomeraceae.